Molecule: messenger RNA, 6258 nt
Organism: Triplophysa rosa
Lineage: Eukaryota; Metazoa; Chordata; Actinopteri; Cypriniformes; Nemacheilidae
Gene: depdc5
Product: DEP domain containing 5, GATOR1 subcomplex subunit
Exons: 42
Coding region: 471-5333 (1620 amino acids)
Biological process (GO): positive regulation of autophagy; negative regulation of TORC1 signaling; cellular response to amino acid starvation
Cellular component (GO): lysosomal membrane; GATOR1 complex
Molecular function (GO): GTPase activator activity
Source: RefSeq, a predicted model, not a curated record
CCGAAGAACUCACUCUGGUUAUUAGUUCAAAUACCAGCAUUAUUAUUUCAUUACUUAGACAAACGUUAAAACUACGCGAUUGCAAACUGAUAAUCGAUACACAAUAAAAACGGGAAAAUAUGUGUUUUAGUUUGCGCAGACCGAUCAGCCUAAUACAUCAAAGUGCGAUUCGACACCACCUCUUUUCACCGCAACAAACAAUCGCGAGAUUGCAGAACGAAACGCAGCACGAGACAUGUAAACAAACGGCAGGAUGAUAUACUGGCAUAAGUUUGAUUGUUGUACUUUAUCUUUGCUGUCUCUGAGCACUUUACAUACUCUAGGCACAAACGUCUAUUUAUGCGUAUCAUGUCAAUCUCGAUAAAGCAGCAAAGGAUACUCUGUUAUUCUGUAGUGUAUUACAAGUUUAGUAUCGGACCCGUUACGUGUUACGUGUAUGAUUGAAUAUCUGCUAAAUACUUUAUAUCACAAUGACUGUAACCAUGAAGGCCAACAGGUCCUACAAGCUCGUGGUGCACAAGAAGGGCUUUGGAGGAAGCGAUGAUGAAUUGAUGAUGAAUCCGAAGGUAUUUCCUCAUGUUAAACUGGGAGAUAUUGUUGAGAUCGCUCACCCAAAUGAUGAGUACAGUCCUCUGCUGUUGCAGGUCAAGAGCCUUAAAGAAGAUCUACAGAAAGAAACUAUCAGUGUUGAUCAGACAGUAGCUCAGGCCUUCAAACUCAGAGCUUACCAGGAUGUCAUCAUCAACAUUGUGGACCCAAAGGAUGUGACUUUGGAUCUUGUUGAGCUCACCUUUAAAGAUCAGUACAUUGGCCGAGGAGACAUGUGGAGACUGAAGAAGAGUUUAGUGAGCACUUGUGCGUAUGUGACACAGAAAGUAGAGUUUGCAGGCAUCAGGGCCCAGGCCAGUGAAUUGUGGGUAAAAGGAGAGAAGGUCACCUGUGGCUACAUUAGCGAAGACACAAGGGUUGUGUUUAGGUCAACAUCAGCGAUGGUUUACAUAUUUAUUCAGAUGAGCUGUGAGAUGUGGGACUUUGAUAUCUAUGGUGACCUUUAUUUUGAAAAAGCUGUCAAUGGUUUCCUCUCUGAUCUCUUUGCCAAAUGGAAAGAGAAAAACUGCAGCCAUGAGGUCACAGUGGUGCUGUUUUCCCGAACCUUCUAUUCCGCAAAAUCACUGGAAGAGUUCCCUGAGAUCCAAAGAGCAUCAAUCAGGCAAGACCACGAGGGACGUUACAAUGAAGAUUUUUACAGAGUGGUGGCUCAGAAUGAAAGACGUGAUGAGUGGACAUCACUGCUGGUCACCAUUAAGAAGCUGUUCAUCCAGUAUCCUGUGUUGGUGCGUCUUAAAGGAGCAGAUGGAUUCCUGUGUGGACAGAAUUCCACUGCUGCUCAGGGAAAUUAUCUCGAAGCCAUCAACUUAUCUUUCAACGUGUUUGACAAGCACUACAUCAACCGUAACUUUGAUCGGACUGGUCAGAUGUCUGUGGUCAUCACUCCAGGAGUGGGCGUGUUCGAGGUGGACCGCUUACUCAUGAUCCUUACCAAACAGCGCAUGAUUGACAACGGUAUUGGUGUAGACCUGGUCUGUAUGGGAGAGCAGCCCCUUCAUGCUGUUCCCCUUUUCAAGUUACACAAUCGCACAGUGCCUGGAGAUUCCAGAAUCGGAGACGACUAUAACCUGCCACAUUGGAUCAACCACAGCUUUUACACAUCAAAGAGCCAAAACUCUUGCAGCUGUUUUACACCCAGAAUCAAGCUGGCUGGAAAAAAGCCUCACGCUGAGAAAGCCAGAUUCAGCAGAGAACAUACACUUGGUGCUCCCAGAGAUGCUGAGAACAGUCUUCCCAUCCAGGUGGACUAUGAUGCUUACGACGCUCAGGUCUUCAGGCUUCCUGGACCCGCAAGAGCCCAGAGAUCCACCAACUUCAGGGCUUCAGAAAAGGAAGAAGUCUUUGAUCAUUUGUGUGUCAGGUCGAGUCGGGAGAGAGAGUCGGCCAGCAGGAAAAGCUGUGGCUCGGCAGAUGUGGGCGGGGGUGUAGUGGGCAGCUCUCCUCCCAUCAGACCCAUGGGACCAGAGGAACAGAGGAGCCUGGCAUCAGACGACAGCCUGGGCCGCAUCUCCAACAUCCUGCUCAUCCCACGGCCUGCUCAGGGCCAGUACGAGGUCAGCAGCUCCCUGGGAUACACCAGCUGCACAAGAGAGAUGCUGGAGAAGAUGGUGGAAUCUCAGAGGGACUCUAGUGCUCCAGGCCGUUUUACCGUGGGCAGCGCUGAAUCCACCCUGCACGUACGGCCGGGCGGUUAUACGCCUCAGAGGGCCCUCAUUAACCCUUUCGCACCAUCACGCAUGCCUAUGAAACUUACCUCUAACCGGCGACGCUGGAUGCACACGUUUCCUGUGGGUCCUUCUGGAGAGGCCAUUCAGAUCCAUCACCAGACCAGGCAGAACAUGGCAGAGAUGCAGGGCAGCGAGCAGAGAGAUCCCGCUCGAACCUCCGCAGAGCUGCUGGAAUUGGCCUAUCACGAAGCCACGGGAAGCAAGCGGACAGCAGCCCGUGACACAGGAGACAAUGGGCUGUACAUCACUGGAGGUCCUGACAAUGUCUCUUGUAGCCCAGCUAGUAGCAAUAGCACUGGAACGCCAGUGAACCGUAGCUCCUUUGAAGACUAUUCCAGCAGUUCAGAUCCAAUCCUGCUGCUGUCUGCCCCCCCGACAGUGCCUAGCUUCUGUUGUACGGUGGGGGUGGAUUGGAAGUCCCUCACCACUCCUGCGUGCCUUCCCCUCACUACCGAUUACUUUCCUGACCGCCAAACCCUGCAGAACGACUACACGGAGGGCUGCUAUGACCUGCUGCCCCACACUGACUUGGAGAGGCGUGAGGACGAGUCUCCCGUGAUGACGGCCCAUCAGGUGUUUGAAGAGUUCAUCUGUCAAAGACUGAUGCAGGGCUACCAGAUCAUCGUACAAACCAAAAGCAGGAAACCGCAGCCUGCUAUGGCCCCGCCCCUCAGCAGCAGCCCCCUCUAUUCCAGAGGACUUGUAUCUCGGCGUAAACCAGAGGAAGAGGAGAGUCUGUACUGGCUCAGUAUGGGCAGAACCUUUCAUAAAGUCUGUCUUAAAGAUAAGAUCAUUACAGUCACCCGCUACCUCCCAAAGCAUCCAUACGAAUCCACGCAGAUUCAGUACAGCUACAACCUUUGCCCUCCGCACGCAGACGCCCACUUCCUGCCUUUCUGGGUCGAGUUUAGCCACGAGCGGCUGGAGGAGUACAAGUGGAACUAUCUGGAUCAGUACAUCUGUUCUGCUGGAUCUGAGGACUUCAGUCUUAUUGAUUCUCUGAAGUUCUGGCGUACACGGUUCCUGCUACUGCCAGCGGGUGGAGCCAGGCGAGUGGCGGAUGGCGAGGGUCACUGGGACGUGUAUGGGGAGGGAGCGGGCGCGGUGCGCGAUGGUUCCUCCGGCACUGGGGACUGGUGUCUUUUGGAUGGAUUUAUUCGCUUUUUAGAAGGUCUGAACAGGAUCCGACGUCGUCACCGAUCUGAUCGAAUUAUCCGCAAAGGAGCCGCCAUAAAAAGCCUCCAGGUGACGGGAACCCUCUCAUCCUAUAACCCGGAGCCCCCUGUGGGCAAAAAAGGCACCUCCGCCCUCUCUGCACUCUUGGAGUUAGACCAGACACAGAAGAGUUUAGAAGAGCAGCAGCUUGCGGCUCAGCAUGCUGGGAAAGCAUGUGGACCUUUGAGUGAAGCUGCCAGCGUUGCCCUGACAACAACCUAUGUCGAAAGCCCCCGUAAGGACGCUGCCUUCAUUUUGGACUUUAUUCGUAGUCCACGUUCCUCCUACAUCUGUCACUCGCAGCUUCCAUCUGAACAGUUGACCGCCAAUCCCAUCGAGGGUGGCUUGCUGGACAAAGCAAGCAACCAACCUGGUGAGAGAACAGCUGCCGCCUCCCAGUCCACAGGAGACCCAACGCCGGGCACCACUUCAGAGACCGGUGGGCAGUCAGGGUCCGGUGGAUUAAGCCUGUCCUCGUCUUCCACACUAAUGGAGAUCCUGGAAGCCAUUAAACAUCCCACCACCGGAGUGCAGCUCUUACCGGAGCAGCGAGGCCUGCCGCCCAACUGCUUUGUCAGUGCCGAGGUUGUACAUUGGCUGGUCAGCACUGUGGAGAAUGUGGCUACGCAGGGCAUCGCCGUAGAAAUCAUGCAGAAGAUGCUGGAUGAUGGUCUGAUUACUCACGCCUCUGGCGAUGCCAUGCGGACGUUUGUCUAUGGCUUUUACCUUUACCGGAUUGUCGACAAAGACGCUGAAAAAGGCCCCACUGCACAGCUUCCACCAGCCGGAGCUAACGUGUGGUCUGCAGCAGCUUUGGAGGACUUCUCCCUGUUCCAGAGAAAGUGGUUUGAGGUGGCGUUUGUUCUGGAGGAACGCCGACCCUGCGACUUACCCGCCUUCUUACUUCCCUGGCUGCCCAGUCGGCCGGCCUCGUACGCAAGUAGGCAUAGCUCCUUCAGCCGCAGCUUCGGAGGACGCAGCCAGGCUGCCGCACUGCUAGCUGCCACAGUUCCUGAGCAGAAAACAGUCACCUUGGACGUUGAUGUGAACAAUCGCAGCGAUCGGACGGAAUGGUGCAGUUGCUAUUACCAUGGCAACUUCUCUCUCAAUGCUGCCUUUGAGAUCAAGCUGCACUGGAUGGCUGUCACCGCAGCCGUGCUCUUUGAAAUGGUGCAAGGCUGGCACAGAAAGGCAGCGUCUUGUGGCUUCCUGCUCGUACCCGUGUUGGAGGUGCCCUUUGCUCUGUCAUCGUUCCUGUAUGGUGAUCCUCUCCGUGCCCAGUUGUUCAUCCACCUCAACAUUCAGUGCCUACUGAAGGAGGGCAGUGAUAACUUGUUUGAGGGGUUUGAGCCGGAGACAUACUGGGAUAGAAUGCAGUUGUUUCAGGAGGCCAUACUAUACAGAUUUGGCUUUGUUCAAGACAAGUUCUCAGCGUCAGCUUUCAACUUUCCAUCGGAGAACAAGCCACAAUACAUCCAUGUAACAGGUACAGUUUUUCUUCAGCUGCCCUACUCAAAAAGGAAAUACUCAAGCGGACAGCGCAGACGCCGUAACUCCACUACCUCGGCCAAUCAGAGCCUGUUUGGCUCUGAGGAUCGGGUGGGCUACAACUGGGCCUACAAUACCAUGCUGACCAAAGCCUGGAGGACUGGCGUGCUGGGGGACGAGAAACUGGCGGACCGCCUGCUACGAGAUUUCACAGACUUUUGUGCCAACAAGGAUAAUCGACUGGUGACCUUCUGGGAAAGCUGCGUGGAGAAAAUGAACGCCAGUGCCCCCUGAGGACACUGUGUGAGAGAAACAGCGCGCCUCUGCAUCAAGAGCUAAUGUACUGCUGCUAGCAUCUAAUCAGAGAUAAAUAAAGCCAAUCGCCUCAUCCUCCAACACUGAGAGAGAUGAGUCAUAUUGUAUGUUUACAGUGUUAACAUGCACCUUUUGGUCCUGAAGCCAUCACAGUUUUUGUUUGGGUUUGAAUGGUAGGUCACACAUAACAUGUACUGCACAGAAAAAUAAUAAUUUGCAAAUGGACCCGUUGGUAACCUGUGCCCUAAACAUCACUGUAAAAAUGGCUUUAGAGUGUAAAAGGUAAUGGGACAGAUUCAGAAACUACAGAUUGUGUCAACAUAAAAAAUUACAUCAACAAACAAUUAAACAGCUUACAAUGCUAUUAAACAGCUUUUACGAUGAUCAACCGUACCUGAAAGCAACCAGUCAAUAGCAUUUAGUUCAACUAAAAGCUGAAGUGCAGAAAAAUGUCAUAAAAAACGCUGAUUCAUUUUGGUGGAAGUGAGAGUUUAGAGAGUUUAAGACUUUAGGACUUGCAUACUGUGGAACCAUCAAUUAUUCACACCACAUUCGCUAAUAAAUGUGUAUAAAUUCAUACUGACACCUGUAUUUGGUCCAAUGUUAAUUCAUGUUAUUACCUUCACAUUAAUUCAUUUACAUAUUGAUUGUGGUCAUAAUAGAGGGGAUAUUAAGUGGUAGAAUCGUUGGUCUGUUCACUUGUUACUGUUUGCAAUCGCUAGUAGCAAAUAAGGUUGUUCAUAUUACAGUUGACUUUGAUAAGCAUUUGAUGUCAUUGUAUUCACUGCAUAACUUAAAGUUAAUAUCCAUUUGAUGUAUGGGCACAUAUUGUUCGGUGUUCAGGACGUGGGCUUAGCAAAAGGUCAAUUAAAGGGACAGUUCACCCAAAAAGAAAAAUUCGGUC